This is a messenger RNA of Copidosoma floridanum, 4692 nucleotides long. It is a transcript of the gene BTBD9, whose product is annotated as BTB (POZ) domain containing 9. Gene Ontology annotation, molecular function: protein binding. The record is from RefSeq and is a predicted model, not a curated record. Gene Ontology annotation, biological process: circadian behavior; adult locomotory behavior; modulation of chemical synaptic transmission. Gene Ontology annotation, cellular component: cytoplasm. NCBI's taxonomy places the organism in Eukaryota, Metazoa, Arthropoda, Insecta, Hymenoptera, Encyrtidae.
AGUACUCGAGAUUUUCUCUUGUUGCCAUCCUCGUCUAGUUCUUUUUUAAGUUAAAUGUUAAAGUUAUAGAAAUAUCUGGGUUCCAAGCAAAGAGCUUUGAGUAAAAAAAAACAAGUCCAGCAGUCAUUUAGAAAAUGAGCUCUCAUCAUCGUUUGAACCCAUCAUCUUCUGGUGACGUGGAGCACACUAACUUCCUGUCAGAGGAUAUUGGUGCAUUAUACUUGGCAGAUGAUUACUCAGAUGUGACACUAAUAGUUAAUAAUCAGAGAUUUAAUGGUCACAAAGCAAUACUGGCUGCAAGAAGCCAAUAUUUUCGUGCACUCCUUUUUGGAGGAUUACGAGAGUCAACCCAGAAUGAAAUAGAACUGAAAGAACCUACGUUGCCAGCAUUCAAAGCAUUGCUAAAGUACAUUUACACGGGACAUAUGUCAUUAGCCAAUCAACACGAAGAAAUUAUUCUGGAUAUUUUGGGUUUGGCCCAUCAAUACGGCUUUAUUGAACUUGAAGCUUCUAUUUCCGACUUCUUGAAAGAAAUUCUAAAUGUUAAAAAUGUUUGUAUCAUAUUUGAUGCUGCACGACUGUAUCAUCUCGAAUUUUUAAUGAAGGUAUGCUACGAAUUUAUGGAUAAACAUGCCUUUGAGAUCUUACAGCAUGAAAGUUUUUUGCAAUUAAGUUCAGGUGCCUUAAAUGAUUUGUUGGCUCGAGAUUCUUUUUAUGCAUUAGAAAUCGAUAUAUUUAUGGCGGUUCAAUCGUGGGUCAAAGCAAAUCCUGGAAUUGAAGCUGACAAAGUCUUGCAGCAAGUUAGAUUAAGCUUGAUAUCGGUUCAAGACUUGUUGAAUGUUGUAAGACCGACUAGCUUGGUAUCUCCCGAAGAUAUUUUAGAUGCUAUUGCAGCAAGUACGCAAACAAGAAAUUUAAAUUUAAAUCAUCGUGGUCUCUUACUCUUGGAUGAAAAUGUGGCACAUGUCCGAUGUGGUGCUCAAGUUUUACAAGGAGAAAUGCGUAAUUAUCUUCUCGAUGGAGAUACUGAAAAUUAUGAUAUGGAAAGAGGAUACACAAGGCACACAAUGACUGAUUCUCCAGACAGUUGCAUACUCAUCAAACUCAAUACUCAGUACAUAUUGAAUCACAUGAAAAUGUUGCUGUGGGAUCGAGAUACGCGUUCAUAUUCCUAUUAUAUUGAGGUAUCCAUGGACGAAAAAGACUGGAUUAGAGUCAUAGAUCACACCCAAUAUUUUUGCAGAAGCUGGCAAUAUCUGUACUUUGAACCCCGAAUCGUUUUGUACAUACGUAUUGUUGGAACAAAUAAUACUGUGAAUAAAGUUUUUCAUGUAGUAAGUUUUGAAGCCUGCUACACAAAUCACAAUGAAAAACUGCUGAAUGGCUUAAUUGUACCUACUCACAAUGUAGCGACUAUGGAACGGAGUGCUUGUGUAAUGGAGGGAGUUAGCAGAUCUCGCAACACUUUACUUAAUGGAGAUACUAAAAAUUACGACUGGGAUCGUGGUUACAUGUGCCAUCAACUUAAUUAUGGGUGUAUUCAAAUACAACUCGGGCAACCUUACAUGAUCGACUCUAUGAGGUUGCUCCUAUGGGACUGCGAUGAUCGAUCUUACUGUUAUUACAUACAAGUUUCUGGUAAUAUGAAAAAUUGGGAUCUCGUUGUUGAUAAAACGAUGGAACAAUGUCGGUCUUGGCAAACGCUACGCUUCAGUCCACCACGACCCAUUGUAUUUAUAAGAAUUGUUGGGACACACAACACAGCAAAUGAGGUAUUUCAUUGUGUUCAUUUCGAAUGUCCGGCACAAGUUAGCGAAGUUAAGUCACCAAGCUCUCAAAAACCGAAGGAGUUGUCCAAUAGUGAGGAAAGCGAUCAAGCAGCUUCAUCAUCAUCACCACCACCAAUUCCCUUGCCUUCACUUCCCACAGAAACCGCUACUGAGGCAGUCAACAUAGAUCACAAUGACAACUCGGAUGAUAAUGCUGCAGAAGAAUCCCCAUCCUAAUUUUUUAAUCUUGUUAAGUUUUGAAACUAUUUUUACACCUAGAGGGAAAUCACUACGGAGUUUUUGUUUUAUCAAUCGAAAAGCAAAACUUUAAAUUUAUUACAUAACUUGGAUCAGUAUUCUUAUUUUAUCCUUUUUGGUCAUGUGAAGAUAAUUCCUUUAAUUCGAUUUUAUUAUUUAUAUUAUGUAUACAUUUUAAAUUUUCAUAAAGUUUAAAAAGCAAUAUCUGUAAGCGUGACCUUCAAGGAAAUUUUCUUCUGAAAAAAAAUUAUUCAAGUACAAAAGACUGGUACAGCAUACAUGUUGGUUUUUAAAUUAUAUCACAGUCAUUGUUGCAGAAAUUAUUAUUGUUACUUUUAAUUUGUUUGGAUCUUUUUUUUAUUUUUAUUUUUUUUUACCUGUUAUAGUAAUUCAUCAAAAUGAUAGAAUACUUUUACUUAAAAUAAAAAAGAAAAUUACGGAAUUAUUUUUUUGUUGUUGUUCAAAUUAUUUUAUUCCACAUGAAUUGUUAAUAUUGUUUACUCUAUGAAGAACAAAUCACAAUGUAAGAUUUUAUAGGCAAGUGUAAGUGUAGAUACAUGUAAGAUGUACAUUAGACUGGUUCAAAAUUUUUAAGAAGUAAGUUACGCAAAAUGUUGAUUUUAGCUGAAAAUUCAAAUAUAGUUUUUGGUUGUUGUCGGGUAAGUCGUAGAAAUGACGACCUCUUUCGUUUGAAUACUCAAUGAUAAUGGUAACUUUUUCUUUAUAACAAUCAACAAGAAAAAAGUUUGAAAGAACAAAAGUUAUCUCCAUUUUCACUAAGGAAACAAUUAAAUAGUCUUGCAAACUGUUUGUCAUCUAAUCGAUUUAAUUAGUGAUUAUACGCGUGAAAAGUAGCGAAUUUUUUCCGUAAAAUGUUUAGUACUGUGUAUUUUCUUUUCAAUUGAUACAAAGUUAAGUUCUUUUUCCACUCAAAACUUAUUAAUAUAGUCCUUAGCUAUAAAAAAAUCCUUACAUGCACAAUAGUUGGGUACAUUUUAGUGCCGUGUAUGAUAGAAAAAUCGUACGAAAAAAAAUCGAAAUUUUUUUAGUAGUAAAAUGGAGGUCGGGACAACUAAAUCUCAUCUCAUGUCUAUAAAAAAAAUCUUACGUUUUGGUCUAAAAUCAAAAUUUAAAAAAACUUACUUCUCAAAAAUUUCAACGGUAAUUUUUUAAUAUCUUAGUGCACACCGCACACCCAAGGCACUUUAUACACAUCAGGACAUUUUAGAAUACGAUGAGCAAGUCUUCAUAAUGUUAUAGAUCAUGGGUAUUACUAGUUGUAUAUGACAUUAAUCAUAUGUUGAUAGAUAUGUUAAUUGCACAUCUGACUUCGUUGCAAGUAAAAACUCAAAAACCUAUUAAGACUUCGUAAAUAUAGAAAGUCAAAAAUAAUCACAUAAUUUUUAAAUAUCAGUUGAAAUAAAAGUGCUACUUGAUAAUUUCUAUAAAAUAAGUAAAAUUUCAACUAAUUUUUUUCAAAAGCAGAAGUCUUUGCGGAAUAGAAAUGCAACAAUUACUUAGUAACAUCAAGAUUACUUUACAUUUAAAGAUGAUUAACAGAAUUGCCUUUAUUUUACAAUAAAACGAGCAUAAUAGUAGCAUUUGAGUGAGAAAAACGAUAUGGUUUUUAUACUUACUGUUGCCGUUGACCUUAUUUUACUUGAUAUGCAAAUUAUGUAGAAAAUGAUGUGCAUGAUUGACACAAAAUAUUCAUGUAUGCUUGAUUAAAUGAUCACGUACCUUUAAAUGUACUAAAAUAUAAAACAAAUUAAUCCAAGCAAAUAAGCAAGUAUUGAUUACAGUAUAACACAAAGAAAUGUCAUAAAAACUUGAGUUAUAAGGGUUUAGCAAUUCAUGGUAUUAAAUUUUAUUUGACUAUUAAGUAUUAGAAUUCAGGAUUUAGAAUACGAGCUUUAUAGUCUUUGUUGACUUUAGUUUAGAAUUUAUCUAAUGAUAUUGUGAAAGAAUGCUGCAAUUAAUGAAUUCUUAGCAUGAAAUAACUGAAGAUGAAUUGUUAAACACAGAUGUACAGUGAAAAUUGUAGUAAUCGUUUUUGAAGUACAAACGUCUGUUUCAAAAAACGAUGCCAAAUAGUUACGUAUUACAUUAAUUUUAAAACUACUUAUUUUAUUUUUAAUUCAUGAGUUUCGAAUAUCAUUUUUUAUCUUUCAUUAAGCUGAUAAAUUUGUGUAAAUAUACAACUAAAACUAAAGGUUUUCAUAGAGCACGAUUUAUUGUACCAUUAAAAUUCGUGAAACAUAAUUUUUAAAUAUUUGAAAUGAAAUUAAUCCUGUAAAACUGGAUGGCCUUGUUUCAAACACUUAACUAAUAUAUUGUAGCGUGUGAACGUAAGCUUGUGCUCGAAAAAUCGCAAAUAUAAAAUAUGGUACUAUGUAAUAGUUGGGAUCACGCAUAUAUUUUAAUUUUGGCGAUUGUAAUCGAACAAAAUACAAAAUUAUGAAGUGAAAUAAUUGUAUCAUAAUUAUAUUGUAUUGAUUUUGGGUAUCUUGACAUAUUUGUCUUACUAUGUAAUUUUUGUUUAUCUAGUCUUAAUUUACAACAUACUAUAUUUUUUCUAAAUUUGUGGGAAGUAAAACUGCUUGAAGUUUGUAUACUUUGUAAGAAACAGAUCAAAAUAAAAAAUUUUAUGUAGGACAUUAAAAAA